Messenger RNA from Peromyscus californicus insignis, 4135 nucleotides. It is a transcript of the gene Whrn, whose product is annotated as whirlin. The record is from RefSeq and is a predicted model, not a curated record. The transcript is spliced from 13 exons. NCBI's taxonomy places the organism in Eukaryota, Metazoa, Chordata, Mammalia, Rodentia, Cricetidae. Gene Ontology annotation, biological process: sensory perception of sound; auditory receptor cell stereocilium organization. The coding region runs from base 826 to 3585 and encodes 919 amino acids. Gene Ontology annotation, cellular component: photoreceptor inner segment; stereocilia ankle link complex; cilium. Gene Ontology annotation, molecular function: protein binding.
CGGCGACGGCGACGGGCGUCGGAACUCGCUGGAAGACUCGGCUCAGAGCUGCUCAACAGUUCGCAAAGUCCGGGCUCACGGGCGCGUGGCUCCGUGUGCGCCCGGGCGGCGCUGGGGCGCGGGGGGCCCCGGGCUGCUGCAUGGUGGGCGGCCCGGGACAUGCCCCGCUCCCCCCGCCGGACGCCCGCGUGGCUCCUCCGGCUGCGACUGCUCCGGACUCUGGGACUAGAUCGACCGGCGCCCUAACUUCUGACUUUGGGGUCCCCCAGCCCUAGAGGAACGGGCAGCUCGGCUGGGGGAGCCCCGGGCAUGGUGUGACGGGGCGGGCGGCGUGGCUGCGCCCCCCACUGCGGCCACGCGUGGUCCCCGCGCCUUCCGUCAUGUAGCUGCUGUCCCCGCUCCCCUCCGCCUCCAGCCGCAGUCUCCGCGACCUCCGGCCUCCAGCCGCCAACUCUUUGUCCCCCAGGAUCCCGCCGCGGUCUUCGCGUCCUCGGGAUUGCAGCCGCCGUCUCUUCGUCCUCCGGAUUCCAGUUUCGCCACUCCGGCUGCCUUCGCGCCCCUGGGACACUAGCCACGGUCCCUGCCAUCUCCCCAGGAUCCAGCCACCGCUCCUGCGCUCCCUCCCCCGCCCCAACCCACCCCACAGCCGUCGUCUCCGCUCUCCAGCCAGUCUAGACUGCAGUCACAGUCUCCGCGUCUCCCCCAAGCCCAGACUCCAGCCGUGACCUCCGCGCCCCCGGGAAUCCAGCUGUCGCGCCGCUGGCCGCAGGUGCAGCAGCCGCCCCGCGCCGCGCGCCCCGAGUGCGGCCGGGCCUCGGCGGGGAGAUGAACGCGCAGCUGGACGGCCUGUCGGUGAGCUCGUCCUCCACCGGCUCGCUGGGCUCAGCGGCCGCGGCGGGCGGCGGCGGGGGCGCGGGGCUGCGGCUGCUGUCUGCCAACGUGCGCCAGCUGCACCAGGCGCUCACGGCGCUGCUGAGCGAGCCCGAGCGGGAGCAGUUCACUCACUGCCUCAACGCGUACCACGCGCGCCGCAACGUCUUCGACCUGGUGCGCACCCUGCGCGUCCUGCUGGACAGCCCGGUCAAGCGGCGUCUGCUGCCCAUGCUGCGACUGGUCAUCCCGCGCUCCGACCAGCUGCUCUUCGACCAGUAUACGGCCGAGGGCCUCUACCUGCCCGCCACCACCCCCUAUAGGCAGCCCGCCUGGGCCGCUCCCGACGGCGCGGGGCCCGGGGAGGUGCGGAUCGUGAGCCUCCGGCGCGCCAAGGCCCACGAGGGCUUGGGCUUCAGCAUCCGCGGGGGCUCGGAACACGGCGUGGGCAUCUACGUGUCACUAGUGGAGCCGGGCUCCCUGGCAGAGAAGGAAGGGUUGCGGGUCGGGGACCAGAUUCUGCGCGUCAACGAUAAAUCUCUAGCCCGGGUGACCCACGCGGAGGCUGUCAAGGCUCUCAAGGGCUCCAAGAAGCUGGUGCUGUCUGUGUACUCAGCUGGGCGCAUCCCCGGGGGCUAUGUCACCAACCACAUCUACACCUGGGUGGACCCCCAGGGUCGCAGCACAUCCCCUCCCUCCAGCCUGCCCCAGCCCCAUGGCAGCGCCCUGAGACAGCACGAGAAUGACCGGAGGAGUGCCCUACACCUCCUGCAGAGUGGAGAUGAGAAAAAGGUAAACUUGGUGCUGGGGGACGGCCGGUCCCUGGGCCUCACAAUCCGAGGUGGAGCUGAGUACGGCCUUGGCAUUUACAUCACCGGUGUGGACCCAGGCUCCGAAGCAGAAAGCAGCGGGCUCAAGGUUGGGGACCAGAUUCUGGAGGUGAAUGGGCGGAGCUUUCUCAGCAUCUUGCAUGACGAGGCGGUGAAGCUGCUCAAGUCAUCCCGGCACCUCAUCCUGACGGUGAAGGACGUUGGAAGGCUGCCCCACGCACGUACCACCGUGGACCAGACCAAGUGGAUUGCCAGUUCCCGGAUUGGGGAAAGCGCCACCAAUUCAGCAGGGUUUCCAGGGGACCUCACAGAAGAAGGAACAAGCAAGCCAGGAUUUUACAAGGGCCCCGCUGGCUCCCAGGUGACCCUGAGCAGCCUGGGGAAUCAGACACGCGCACUUCUGGAUGACCAAGCCCGGCACCUGCUGACAGAGCAGGAGCGUGCCACCAUGAUGUACUACCUGGACCAGUACCGUGGUGGUGCCAUCUCUGUGGAGGCCCUGGUCAUGGCACUGUUUGAAUUGCUCAACACACACGCCAAGUUCUCUCUCCUGUCUGAAGUGAGGAGCACCAUCUCACCCCAAGACCUGGACUGCUUUGACCACCUGGUGCUGAGGCGGGAGAUAGAGUCCAUGAAGGCGCGGCAGCCCCCAGGCCCUGGUGCCGGAGACACCUACUCCAUGGUGUCCUACAGUGACACGGGAUCAUCCACAGGCAGCCACGGCACCUCCACGACGGUCAGCUCAGCCAGGGAGCGGCUGCUGUGGCUUAUAGACCUGAUGGAGAACACGUUAGACCUGGAGGCAACCGGUGAGACCACCCAAGGCAGCGUUAACACCCUCCCGGAUGUGUCUGUGGACGAUGUGAAACCUCCCUCAGAAGAUCUGUCCGGCAUCAAGCCACCUCCUCCCCCGCCACCACUGGCUCAAGAUCAAGACCACCGGCUUGGCCAGACACGGAAGCCAGGGAGGGAGGACCCUGCACCUCUGUCUGCUGCUGCCCACUCAGGCAUUGUCUUCUCAGCACCCCGGAAUCGAAGCCCGCCCCUGGGCGCUGCACCCACCCCAGGGCCCUCCUCAGCAGCACAGGACUCGCCCUCCUCUCCCAUUUACGCCUCCAUCUCCCAUGCCAACCCCAGGUCUAGGAAGCCGCUGGACACCCACCUGGCCCUGGUUAACCCGCACCCCAUCGGCCCCUUCCCCCGGGUCCAGUCCCCACCACACCUGAAGAGCCCUCCUCCUGCAGAGACCCCGGGGGCUGGGUCCUGCCUUCCGCCACCGUCGCCCUCUGACCACCCCGAACCUGUGGGUGCAAACCAGCACUUCGUCCUGGUGGAGGUACACCGUCCGGACAGCGAGCCUGAUGUGAACGAAGUGCGGGCUCUGCCCCAGACACGCACAGCCUCCACACUCUCUCAGCUCUCAGACAGCGGGCAGACUCUAAGUGAGGACAGUGGCGUGGACGCUGGGGAGACAGAGGCCAGCACCUCAGGCCGAGGCAGACAGACAGCAUCCACUAAGAGCAAGAGUGGCAAGGAGCUGCCCCAGACGGAGAGGACCACAGAGGGUGCCAAUAAACCCCCUGGCCUCCUGGAGCCAACAUCCACUCUAGUCCGUGUGAGGAAAAGUGCAGCCACACUGGGCAUCGCCAUUGAGGGUGGUGCCAACACACGCCAGCCUCUGCCCAGGAUUGUCACAAUUCAGCGAGGAGGUUCUGCCCAUAACUGCGGGCAGCUCAAGGUGGGCCACGUGAUUCUGGAAGUGAAUGGGCUGACGCUUCGGGGUAAGGAGCACAAAGAGGCUGCCCGAAUCAUCGCCGAGGCCUUCAAGACCAAAGAGAGGGACUACAUCGACUUCCUGGUCACUGAGUUCAACGUGAUGCUCUAGGGGUGGGGUCAAGGUCAAGACUAUAGGACAGGGUCACAGGCAGACUCCCCCUCCUACCCUGACACAUAUACCCUGCCUGGUCCCCUGGCCCAGAUUAGGAGAAAAAGAGAACCAGACAGGGCAAGCAACGAGUCAGGUCCAAAUCUGUGCGCCAGACACACAGUAGGAGCUCAAUAAAACUGCGUUAGCGAAGGGAAGGAAGGCAGAGCACCUUUCUCUGGGCCGGAUGGGGGUGCUGCCACCCCCAGAUGCCUAGGUCUUUGGCUAUGAGGUCACAGGAGAGUUCACGGACUGCUCCCUGCCGGGGGACCUUCAGUGCCACAAAUGAGCCGCCAGCACGCCUGUUCACACCAGUCGCACCCCUUUUCUCCUAGCUCAGUGUCCCUAGGGUAUUUAUUUAUUUCCUUUCCUGCGCUUCAGGGGACCCCAGGCCCCAGAUCCCCUUUGCACCCCCAGCCUAUCCCAGAGGCCUUGCAGGCAACCAGCAAUGUCAGUGUAUUUAUAUACAGAGCUUACGACUUUAAUUUUUCAAUAAAGAAAUCUGAACAAG